This is a messenger RNA of Melanotaenia boesemani (Boeseman's rainbowfish), 4979 nucleotides long. It is a transcript of the gene cep131, whose product is annotated as centrosomal protein 131. Gene Ontology annotation, biological process: regulation of centrosome duplication; intraciliary transport involved in cilium assembly; cilium assembly. Lineage: Eukaryota; Metazoa; Chordata; Actinopteri; Atheriniformes; Melanotaeniidae. The transcript is spliced from 30 exons. The coding region runs from base 153 to 3914 and encodes 1253 amino acids. Gene Ontology annotation, cellular component: centriolar satellite. The record is from RefSeq and is a predicted model, not a curated record.
ACGCGUUAUUUGGUUCACAGUGCUUAUACUGUGAGUCCACAGAAUACUUUCACUGCUUUUCAAUAGGAUUUUGCUGGGGAUAAAAACACCAUCGUAAAGCAGUCUGGAGAUUAUCAGCUAUGGUGCUUUCCAGCUCGUGAACUUUUGAGAAGAUGCAUACGACACGUAGCCCCUCAUCCAUUCCGACAGGUGCCCCAGGAGACAGCCUGGACCUCAGCCUGUCCGGUUCCCAGCUUUCUAUGUCCAAAAGACCCAGCAGCGCAUCGCCAGGGAAGUAUUUCUCUCGGUCUGUGUCAGUGUCUGUUGCUGGUGACAGCAGAGGAAAACGAAAUACGCUGAGUGAUGCCAACCUUAGCAGCUCGCGCUCCAUCAAGAACCUGAGGCGGUCCAACAGCACAACCCAGGUUAACCAGCAGGCCAACCUCAGUUUAAGUCAGGACCAGAGUGACGACUACUUGGCUCUGUUUGACAGCAGCUCAGAUGGACGCAAGAAAUUAGCCAGCCUCAGCAAGACCUCACCAGACAGAACCACAUGGAACAUCUUGGAUGAUCAGCCCAGAGUUUUUCCUUCACACUCGAGCUCUCGCAGCACUGGCAGCAUGGAUUCUCCCACCAGCCUAAAGAAAAAAGAGCCUGGAAUCGCUCUGGCUUCCACCUUCACUGCCAACAACAGGAGCAACAAGGGGGCUGUGGGCAACUCCGUCACCACCAUGUUACACAACAACUACUCUGAGAAGCCGCUCACACCGAAGAGCUCCAACCAGAAGCCGUCCUUCAAUAAUAUCCUGAAGGCCACAGCGAAUGACGAGGUGUUGCUGGAAAGCGGCUCUGUCACUAAGUCCCAGAAGAACUUCUCAUCUUCCACCUCCAACAACAGAUCUCAAGUGUCGGCUCAGCGCGGCAGCCCAGUCCCGCCGCCGAGGAGGGAAGUCACGGAGGAGGAGGCGGAAAGGUUUAUUCAGCAGGUGAACCAGGCAGCCGUCGCCAUUCAGCGCUGGUACAGACAUCAUGCCAAACGAAAACACACCAACCAGGCAGUGCUCAAACAAAUUCUUGCCAGUAAAAGAAAGGAGUGGGAGGAGAGGACGCAGGAGGACAGCCACCUGGAGCAGCAGCAGAGGAAACUUGAAGAACGGAAACGGAUUCGUGAGGAGAAAGCUCGUCUUGCCCGCCUCGCUGCCAUCCAGGAACUGCAGCAGAAAAGAGCACAGCGAGCUGCAGACGUGCAGCAUGCAGCUGAGGUGGAGCUGGAAAACUUGUGGCAGACAGAUGGAAUGGGUCGGAAGGCGCAUCCCAAGACUUCUCCAACCAAUAACAGCCCAGCAUCACCAAGCAACAACAACCCGAUGUCACCCACAGAUACCAAAACAAAGAACACAGACAAUUUGAACAUUGUGGCUGAUUUAAGUGAGAUGAGCUUCAGAGCUAUUUCUCCAGCUUUUUCCAGCCACAGAGGCUCUCAGUGUUCUCAGGAGGACAGGACAGAGGGGGACAUUCGUCAGGGGCAGCAGCAUCAGGAGAACGACAGGAAAAUUAUCCGUAUACAGAAAUCCCGUCUAAUCCGACUCGCUGCCCCACAGGUGAAUGCUUCUGAUGAGCUGCAGCAAAGAAGAGGACAAGUGGUUGCAGAGGUGGAGCACGCAGCUGAGGUGGAGCUGGAAAGUCAGAGGCCAGGCGCAGUGGGAUGUAAAAAGACACUCAAAAUUUCCCCAUCCAACAAAAGUCCUGCUUCACCAAGCAACAGCAGCCCGUUGUCACCUACAGACUCCAAAACUAAGAACACAGACUCCAGCUUAAAUGUUGUGGCUGAUGGGGACCCCCACUUCAGAGCUAUUUCCCCGGUUUUGUCCAAUCGCAGAGGAUCCCAGUGCUCUCAGGAGAUCCUGCAGAGGUCAGUUAGUGUGGAGGACCAGCGUCGGGGAGCUGUGUCCAGCAGGGCCCAAUCCAAAACCACCCUGAAUGACCUGCUGGACACCCUGAAGCAGUUAGAGGAGCCGGAGAGGCUAUCAGGGCCAAAAGGCUACCGCAAGGAGAAAUAUGCGUGGAUAGAUGAGGAUGGAGACUCUAACUCCCUGACCACUGACAACCUGGAGCGUCACGGCCAGCUGAGCCACCAUCCUGCGCUGCCUGAUGGAGGCGCUCUGCUGUCAGAGGCCAAACUGCAGAGCAUCAUGAGCUUCCUGGAUGAGAUGGAGAAGUCUGAGCAGGAGAGACCACGAUCAGUCACCUCAGGAUCACAAAGAGAGGCUGUGUUGUCUGAGGAGGAGCUGGUUGGCAUCGAGCACACGUCGGCCACGGCAACUGAAGUCACCACCUCCAUGAUGAGAAUAAAAAUGGAGCUGGAGGAGAAAAAGCGCACCGUCAACAUGCUGCAGACAGCACUGGCCCAGCAAAGAGAGCUGACGGCGAGACACGUGAAGGAGACGGAAAAGGAGCUGAGCAGAAACUUUCAGCUCCAGAAGGAGCAAUACGAAGCCACCAUCCAGAGACACCUCACCUUCAUAGACCAGCUCAUCAACGAUAAAAAGACUCUGAGUGAGCGCUGUGAAGGAGUGGUGGCAGAACUGAAGCAGGUGGACCAGAAGUACACGAAGAAGAUCGCACAGAUGCAGCAGCAGCAUGAAAUGGUGUGGCAAAUUCUCGGUCCCUUGUGUGAGGAGAUCAAGAAGUUAAAAGAUUUAAUGAGUGCCACAGAGAAAAUCCGCCGGGAGAAAUGGAUUGAUGAGAAAACCAAGAAGAUAAAGGAGAUCACAGUCAAAGGACUGGAGCCAGAAAUCCAGAAGCUGAUCUCUAAGCACAAACAGGAGCUGAAGAGGCUGCGAACGCUCCAUGAGGCAGAGCUGCAGCAGGCAGACGAACGGGCGGCGCAGCGCUACGUCCGGCAGUGUGAGGAGCUCCGGCAGCAGCUGGAGAGGGAGAAAGAGGAGCAGUGCCAGAAGGAGAGGGACCUGGCCAAACAGAGGUACGAGAAGCAGCUGCAGGAGGAGGAGUUGUCCCUGCAGCAGCAGAGGAGGCGUCUCCACAAGGAGGUGUCGGAUGAGAAAGAGAGGCUGGCUCAGCUGGCUGCUAGGCAGCGCUCCGAGCUGGAAGAUCUGCGACGGCAGCUGGAGGAGAACAGCUCUCUGGCUGGACGGGCCCUCAGAGAGGAGCUGGACAAGACCAGAGAGGAGCAGGAGAGGAGGCACCAGAUGGAGAUGAAGGCGUUACAGGAACGUCUGGACAUUGAAAAGCAAACGUGGGAAGAAAACUACAGGAAGAAAGAGGAAGCGUGGAUGCUGGGCCGCGAGCGCGAGCUGAAGGAAGAACUGCGGCGAGAACGCGAUAAAGAGAUCGAGCUCGCUAUCUGGACACUGGAGGAGGAGACCAGCAAGGACAAAGAAGAGUGUGAACGGGCAGCUGACAACAGGGUGAAGCGUCUGAGGGAAAAGUACGAGGCUGAGCUGAGGGAGCUGGAGCGCUCGGAGAGGGCUGCCGUGGAGAAGCAGCAGGAGCUGAGGAGGCAGCAGAUGGAGACGGAGGGAGAGCUGAUGCGACUUCAGGCCGUGCUCAGACAGAAAGAACAGGAGGUUGAAGACAUCUCGCAGACCAGAGACAAGCUGGCGGAUGAGCGGCGCAGCCUGGCGGAGGUGAUUCGUCAGGAGUUUGCAGACCGCUUGGUGAUGACGGAGGAGGAGAACCGCAGGCUGAAAGUGGAAGUGUCAGAAGUGCGAGCGAGGCUGCGGCUUGAGGUGGAGAGGAUCACCCGGGAGAAGGAGGAGGAGCUGGCUGAAGUCCACCAACGAGUAAAGUCGGCCAUACUGAAGAAAGAAGAAACUGUGAAUAAUCUCCGGAAGCAGCACGAGGCUGCCCUGAAGAGGGCGGACCACCUGGAGGCCUUGUGGGAGCAGCAGAGGAAGCAGCUGUUGGGCAAGUGACUGACAGAAAAGCCUGGUUUCAUCUGUAUGGAGCCCCCCCCCCCCCCCCCCCCCCCCACCACCACCACCACCACCACCACCCCUCCAUCAGCAUAGCUUCCACCUGAGGCUCAACUACAAGACUGAACCUGUGGAACUAAAGAAGACUGAAAACGUGGCUUAACCUACCUCACUUGAAAAAGACAAUAUGGAGAAAUGUUUGACAGUUCCCCAUCCCCCCACUCUACAGGCAUGGAGUAUGUUGUAUUUGAACUCCCUUCAUUUACAUGCCAGAGACCAGAUGACGCCAGAGAACAGGAUAACAAUUGGACUUCCCUUCCUUCUUCCCCCUUCAGCUCCAGCUGUUAAGCGGGAACCUUCAUGCUCCCUGCAGAGCUGCCACAUUAGACCCGUUCCAGAUGUUUCUGGAACUGGCCUCAGCCCCCUGGUGUGCAGCAGGACACAACCAGGGUCAUUUUUUCAGGACACUCUACAUCACAGCUCAAGCAUGAGCUUUUGCAUGAAACAAGUCGAGCUCUUGGUGUGGCCUUUAAUCUGUUGAGUCAUGUGUUUGUCCCUGUGUCCCCUCGAGACUACUGCUAAUUACAGGAUCUUUAACUUCCCCCUCCCCCUGCCCUGUGACCAGCUCUGAACAGUUUGUUUUUGUGGGUCUAGAACCAAAAUUUGGAUCUAAAUAAGUGUUAAGAGGUAACAAACUAAAACUGUUAGAAAAGUUAAAGGGUAAAGAACAUGUAGGGUGAGAGAGAGAGCGAAAGAGAGAGCUUUGGGAUGUGUAGACAAGUUAAAGGAAAAUGAAUGAUAAAAAUGUCUGAGGUCAGAUAAUUGCAGAGUGGCUCUGAGGGUUUCUGAAUGUGGGGAAGUAGACUAAGAGGAAAGAUGUGGGGAUGGAGGAAUGUGCAUAGAAAAUGUUUAGAGGAUUAGGAAAGCGGAGCUUGGACCAAGCCGGGUGGUGGGUGGGUCUGACGGGGGCACGGGACACAUGAGCGGAGGUAUGCUAAAAGCCAUUUCAGCGUUGCCAGCCCCAAUCUACUAGCUGCAGUGUAGGAAAAAUAAAUAAAAAUACAA